UACAUUUUCCGUCGCAGGCAAAUUUGGAAAAAGCUCUCUUGUGUAAGUAUUAUGUAGUGAUGGUGUCUGAGGUGCUAAUGCUCGGUGUUCGUGCAGGUUCAGGAUGAAACGUGAUCUUUACCUCAGGAUUGUGCAGGCGGUUCAGGAGCAUGACCCGUGGUUCCAGCAAAGGAGGAACGCUGCAGGCGAGCUGGGGCUGUCCUCCUUGCAAAAAGUGACUGCGGCAUUCCGUAUGCUAGCAUACGAUGCUCCAGCCGAUUCUCUGGAUGAGUGCCUCCGGCUAGGGGAGUCCACCAUAGUUGAGAGCAUGAGGCGGUUUGUUCGUGCCGUCGUCGAGGUGUUCGGCGAUGAGUACCUCCGUGCUCCGAAUGAGGAGGACACUGCUCGCUUGAUUGCUAUCAACGAGCGAAGAGGUUUCCCCGGGAUGCUGGGAAGCAUUGACUGCAUGCAUUGGAGGUGGAAGAACUGUCCGACGGCGUGGUCGGGUUCUUUCACUGGCCAUGUCAGUGCACCUACGAUCAUUCUAGAGGCGGUAGCGUCGCGGGACCUGUGGAUUUGGCAUGCCUUCUUCGGCAUGCCAGGUUCUCUGAACGACAUCAAUGUGCUGCACCGCUCACAUCUCCUCGACAAUCUUGCCGCUGGCGAGGCCCCCAAGGUACAAUACUCCAUUAAUGGACACCAUUACACCAUGGGGUACUACCUUGCAGACGGCAUCUAUCCGGAGUGGGCCACGUUCGUGAAGCCCAUACAAUCUGCAGUUGGGAGGAAGCGGCAACACUUCGUGGUUCAGCAGGCGGCAGCACGGAAGGAUGUGGAACGGGCCUUCGGAGUCCUGCAGUCCCGGUUUCCCAUAGUCCGGGGGGCAGCGAGGUUAUGGGAUCAGGAAACCCUUAACGACGUCAUGACCGCCUGCAUUAUCAUGCACAACAUGAUAAUCGAAGAUGAGAGACCGGAUGGGGAAGUCGAACACAUGUACGAGGGUGCUGGUGAGGUUGUGGAGACGUCGCACGACUCAACCCCCCCACUGCAAGUAUUUAUGCAGAGGUAUCGUGCUAUAAGAAGCAGGCAGGGUCAUCACCAACUCCGUGACGACAUUGUUGAGCAUCUCUGGCAGCUCCACGGAGGAGAGUAGUAUCAACCUCAUCUUGUUUGAUCAAUAACCUGCUUAGUCCUAUGCAAGUGCGUAUUAUGUUUAGUAGUGUGUCAUAUGCAACUAUGUUCUACGUAAGUGCGUAUUAUGUUAGUCCUUGCAUCGGU
This is a messenger RNA of Phragmites australis (common reed), 1257 nucleotides long. RefSeq lists its product as uncharacterized. The transcript has a single exon. NCBI's taxonomy places the organism in Eukaryota, Viridiplantae, Streptophyta, Magnoliopsida, Poales, Poaceae. Bases 104 to 1132 code for a protein of 342 amino acids. The record is from RefSeq and is a predicted model, not a curated record.